UCCUAUAAACACCUUCAAUCAUGUCAACUAAUUCCUGUGAUGUAACUGUUAAGCCAGUGUGUGUGUGUGUGUGUGUGUGUGUGUGUGUGUGUGUGUGCACGCGUGCGUACAGCAGGGAACGAUGAAACAGGCACAAUUACAGAUUUUCAUAACAAACUGCUCCUUAGGGAGCAGAAAUCAACAUCGUUCGCCGUGCUAGACAAACACCCAUCUACAGUAGUUCAGCCUGUUUAUAGAUAACCCUUUACACCAGGGUUUAUCAUAGGGCAGUCUUCAGCUGUACCAUUCUAUUGUACAAUUCUGCCGCAGUGCUGGCUGUAACCAUAGAGUCCCAAGGGGAGCGAGUCUCCAGAGAGCAGAAGCCACCUGGAAUGAAUGACGCCACCAAACCAUAAAGUCAACAGCCUUUCCUCUGCCAUUUCAUACUGUGUGAUCCAGAGCAAUGCCGGCGACAUGCUGGAGCGUUUCACAAGCUAAGCAGGGCCCAAUGGAUUUGGCAGUGUUUGCACUUGAGAUUUGCAACGGGCUGAACAAUGCAGAACAGCCACCCUGGAAUUCUUAUUCCCAGCGGAACAUAAAGACUCCAUUGUGAGAGAACAGAGGAGCGAAAGGAUGUAGGAGGCUUGAUCUGAGAUAGCAGCCUUUAUAAACGUGUACCAUAGUAAAAGCAUAGCAAAGCAUAGUGAAAGCAUGGUAAAGUAUAGUAAAGAACAGUGAGGUAUGAUAAAGCAUAUUAAUAAACAUGGUAAACCAGGGUAAAUUAUGGUUAAUACAUGUUAUUACCAUGGGAAAAGCAGGGUAAAAGAGCAAAAAAUAUAGUGCAAAAAUCCCAUGGUAAACUUGCAUAAGGGAUCACACUGAUCUGACCGCACAUUCACUCAGGAUCUCCUGUGGAAGAUAGUGCUUACAGACCCAGAGAAAUGCAUGACAGAAAUCAUACAUUUCAUUCGACUGGGGACCGUGUGUGUAGCAGAAGCAGUAGCUUUGUAUGGUGUGGUUUACAAGGACCCCUCACUUUGAUGUAGUUUCAGGUCUGUUAUUAACCAAUUCAAAUACCUUUUUUAGAGAAGGGUGUUAUUUGUGUAUCAGUCAAGCUUAAAAGGGUUACAGCUAAUGAAAUAGUUCCAUGGAUUUUAAUAUUAAAUAAUAAAAAUAAAAGAUAUCUGGUACCAAAUAGGUUAACAAAAAUAUGUUUUUCAGAAAUUGUGUCCCUGCCCAGAGAAAGAAAAUAAGUGAUCAACAACAACAUUUACAGGCCCUAAACCCAACUAGGCACUCCCCUAAUCCAGACGGCUUCUCAAUGGAGCUUUUCAACAGAGAGCUGAUCUGUAGGAGUCUUUCAUACUUCAUGCAUCUCAUCAUGUUGUGUCAGCCCACACCACAAACAGAAAUGUUUAAUCUCACAAGGGCGCUACAGCAACCCCUGCCCCACAGAUCUGCAGUCUGGUGCACCUUCCCUGGUAGGAACAGGACGCCUCGCUUUCCAUUGCACUGGGACUGGGAACAGCAGAGGAAGCCCUCUUUAGAAGUGAAAGCAGACUCAGUUAACUCAGGCACGGGGUCAUUCCUCUGGGUAAUAAAGAGCUGUUGUCAGUGUUGUGAGACAAGAGGACCUGCACAGCUGCUCAAUGCGGCGCGGCCAUGGCCUGGUUUGACUUGGCACGGGAAAAGUAUGGAUUUCCAGAUAUAGAGCUCUUUGUAAAGGCCGGCAGUGACGGGGAGAGCAUUGGGAACUGCCCGUUCUGCCAGCGCCUCUUCAUGAUCCUCUGGCUUAAAGGAGUAAUAUUCAACGUCACCACUGUGGAUCUGAAAAGAAAACCAGCAGACCUGCAGGACUUGGCCCCGGGGACGAACCCUCCAUUCAUGACGUUUAACGGGGAGGUGAAAACAGACGUGAACAAGAUAGAGGAGUUCCUGGAGGACAAGCUGGUGCCUCCCAGAUACCCGAAGUUGGCUGCCAAGCACCCAGACUCCAACUCUGCAGGGAAUGAUGUCUUUGCCAAGUUUUCUGCCUACAUUAAAAACGCCAGGAAGGAUUUCAAUGAAAACCUGGAAAAGGCUCUACUGAAGGCCCUGGGGAGGCUGGAUGAAUACCUGACCACUCCGCUCCCUGACGAGAUCGACGCUGACAGCAUGGACGAGCUACCCUCCUCCAGCAGGAAGUACCUGGACGGGGAGGAGCUCACCCUGGCUGACUGCAACCUGCUCCCCAAACUGCACAUCAUCAAGGUGGUAGCGAGGAAAUAUCGCAAUUUUGAGAUCCCAGUGGAGAUGACAGCAGUCUGGAGAUACCUUAAUAACGCCUACAGCAGGGACGAGUUCACUAACACGUGCCCGGUGGACCGCGAGAUCGAGGUCGCGUACCUGGACGUGGCGAAGAGGAUUAAAUAAAAAAACAAACAUUCUGGGAAGGCGGGGACGAUCACAGCUGCUACGGACAGCAGUUCAUACACAAGAGUCCCCUUAUCAAGAAAGACUCAUGGUGAUUUUAAUCUAGGAUUCUGCAUAUACUAAAGCGUGAAUAAUGGGGUGCCAGAGAGUGUGUCCUUGCCCAGCUCAGUGAUGUGCAGUGGUGAAUUGCACUCUGACUGGGUUUAUGUUGCUGGGGGGCAUUGGAAUUCAAUGACUGCCAUUGGUGCCCCCAUGUCAAGCCAUGUCAAUUAACUGCAGUGAAUAGUUAGACCGUAGUUUAACUGUAACCGCAGUUAAGCUGCACUGCAAUCACAUGGUGUCUGGGUUCAACGCGUAUCUGGAGUUUUUUGUUUUACAUCAAUGAACGGUACUGUUGUUACAAUCUGCAGUUACAGUGAGCGUAGACUGAAGUCCAUUUCUUUAGUUUUUUGAAUGGGAACAAUCCAGUUCUCCUUCAAACUGGGGCUUCACAAUAUUUAAGUUUAAGAGAUUUGCAUCAUAUUUUCAGCACUCACUGGGAAACCCUAAGCCCGAACACGAAUUGCAAAUUCAUAACAAAUAUCGCCUUAUCAAUACACUAGUAUAAAAUGCUAAAGUUUACCAGCUUUGAGUAAACAAGUCAUCAUUUUGACCCCAUACGACACCGUAUUUCCUUUGAGCCCCUCCCACCCCCCCCUCCUUCUCUACUUUUAUGUAUGACCUUUUUUUUAUUGCCUCCUUCGCUGCUGAAAUUGCAUCGUUGCCCCCUUUUUUGUGUGUGAAAUGUUUAGGUUAUAGAAGUUCUUACACUUUUUCUUUUACAAAAUUUUAAAGUAGCAGCAAUACCAAAGCUCGGCACAUUGGCUUGUAUUGACACUUCCCGUUCCCGUUAUUUCAAAAAUAGGACCAGGUUAACAGGACAUGUCUAGAAAAAGCCAAUCCAUCUGGGAUUUACUCCUGCUUUUGAAAGAUGACUGUGACAGAAUGUGAAACAAUCCUGCAUAAAUAUAUAAUUAGUAUAAUAACAACAGCUGUAAUCAGUUAGAUGUAUCAGCUGUCAUUGGCUCUAGUUUGUGUUCUGAAAACUAGACUUAGACAGCUUGCAAUACUUAAUUGUAUUUUUAUCAUUUGACCAGGACCAAAAAAAAAUCACCCAAUUAUAUCCUCAUCUGGUAUUAAUCAUAAUUAUUGAUUUUUAAUUUGCUGGGUUAUUUAAUCUGCCACUAUUUGUAGUGUAGUGUUUUUUUUUAUAUCAGCUGUUAUUAACAAUUUGAACACCAGUAUUACUGUACACAUGCCUUAUUCAUCUCAAAAGAGAAUAAAAUACAAAUCUAUUACAAUGCUUUUAUGUUUUUAUUUUUGUCUAAUGAUUUAUCUCUAUAUGUGUUUCUUUACCUUCUGAUCUGACUCAAAAAACACGGAGCGGAUUGGUCCCAAAACUUUGUAAAACACGGAGCGGAUUGGUGCCAGAACUUUGUCCAGUUGGCUCUUAAAGGCUUCCAGUGAGUCAGCAGCUACAAUGUGGCUUGAUAACCUGCUCCAUGCUCUCACUACAGUCCCCUCCCCUCUGCUCCGUGCUCUCACUACAGUCCCCUCCCCUCUGCUCCAUGCUCUCACUACAGUCCCCUCCCCUCUGCUCCGUGCUCUCACUACAGUCCCCUCCCCUCUGCUCCG
Acipenser ruthenus (sterlet) is the source of this 4065-nucleotide messenger RNA. RefSeq names its product chloride intracellular channel protein 4-like. Bases 1642 to 2391 code for a protein of 249 amino acids. The record is from RefSeq and is a predicted model, not a curated record. NCBI's taxonomy places the organism in Eukaryota, Metazoa, Chordata, Actinopteri, Acipenseriformes, Acipenseridae. The transcript has 6 exons.